This is a messenger RNA of Prunus avium (sweet cherry), 1185 nucleotides long. RefSeq names its product Rhomboid-related intramembrane serine protease family protein. Gene Ontology annotation, cellular component: membrane. Gene Ontology annotation, molecular function: serine-type endopeptidase activity. NCBI's taxonomy places the organism in Eukaryota, Viridiplantae, Streptophyta, Magnoliopsida, Rosales, Rosaceae. The record is from RefSeq and is a predicted model, not a curated record.
AGGGGGCCAAAAUUAGGACCGGGAAGGAGGAGCAAACAUACAAAGGGAAAAUCUCUCUUCCCGGUCUAUCUCUGGAACCCCUGAAUAUCCUCCUCAAACUCCCCCAACACCCCCAACGGGGGAGGAGAAGAAGAAGGAAAGAAUGCCCCAACUGUUUCAGUUACAGUUGCAGCAUCUUCAACCUCUCCCCAAACCUCGUCACCCCAACCACCAACUACUUCUCCCCACCCUCACUCUCAGCUUUCCUUCUUCUCUCUCCAAUCCCCUAAAACGCACCAAACCCAACAAGCUCCGCCCUCUUCUCCCCCCCACCGUUCGCUUUCCCAGCCCCAUAGCAUGCAAAUCCAACGGCUUAGACUUAGACAUUUUAUCACAGCCAGAAGAGAGAGGGAAGCCGCCCAGACGGGCCAAUGGGAUAUUUUGGAUCAUACUUGCUAAUCUUGGGAUUUACAUUGCUGAUCAUGUGUUUCAGGUUCGUGCAUUUAAAAUGCUGUACCUCUACCACAACUGGCCUACUUGGUACCAGUUUCUAACAGCAACAUUUUGCCAUGCUAAUUGGAACCAUCUUUCGAGCAACCUUUUCUUCUUGUAUAUUUUUGGAAAGCUAGUUGAAGAAGAGGAAGGAAAUUUUGCUCUGUGGCUUUGUUAUAUUCUUACAGGGGUUGGAGCAAACCUUGUUUCAUGGCUUGUUCUACCAAGAAAUGCAGUCUCGGUUGGAGCAUCUGGUGCUGUUUUUGGGUUAUUUACAAUCAGUGUACUAGUAAAGAUGUCCUGGGACUGGAGAAAGAUCCUUGAAGUGCUUAUAUUGGGCCAAUUUGUUAUAGAGAAGGUUAUGGAAGCAGCUCAAGCUUCUACUGCAUUAUCGGGCCCCUUCGGCGGAGGCAGUUCUUUGAUGAAUGUCAAUCACAUUGCACAUCUCUCAGGUGCUCUUGUUGGUGUUUUUCUAGUAUGGAUUCUCAGCAAGGUUCCUUCUGAACCCCCAGCACAAGGAUCAAAUUUUCAAAUCAAACAAGUAGAACCUAAUGAAAAUUGGAUAUGGAAACCAAACUGAUGUGCUUGGUGUUGAAGGGCUUGCAGCAGUUAGUGUCCUGAUUAUCGUUAUGUUCUAUUCGUUGUUGAUCAUGUAUAAAUUAUCUUGAUACUAAUUGAUUCAUGAGAAAUGAUAGAGUUUUUCUUUUUAUACAA